Notothenia coriiceps (black rockcod) is the source of this 1485-nucleotide messenger RNA. It is a transcript of the gene fibina, whose product is annotated as fin bud initiation factor a. NCBI's taxonomy places the organism in Eukaryota, Metazoa, Chordata, Actinopteri, Perciformes, Nototheniidae. Bases 139 to 768 code for a protein of 209 amino acids. The transcript has a single exon. The record is from RefSeq and is a predicted model, not a curated record.
CAGGGGCCCUCCGGUCUUAAACAGGCGGUCUGCGCCUUUUAGUGACGGGGGACAUUGUAACAUGAGUCGGGAUGAAAACUGUGCUCCGGAUCCGGCAGCCAGUGCAGAUGCUGUUCGCCAAAGACAGAGAGGAGGUGCAUGAUGGAACCCGUCCCGCUGCUGCUCGUCCUACUCUCAUGUUUUCCGUGCGUCUCGGCAGUCUACACCGGGCCCCUCCAACCGGAGAUCUCCAAUGGCACCUUCCACCACUUCUUUGUCCCGGACGGAGAUUACGAGGAGACGGUAGACCCGGAGGACUGCCAGAUGCUGUUUAAAUUCUCGGACGUUUAUCCCUGUGGGGCCUCUGAAGAGAGGGACUCCGUGGUGAGGGACGACUUCAUCAUUUCCAAGCUGCAGGCGGAGGACACGGCGCGCCUGCUGGAGAGCAUCGGCCGCACCGUGACGCACGACCUGGACGGAGAGGACAGCUACGGCAAGUUCCUCCAGAGGGAGAUCUCUCAGAUCGGCGAGGCUUUUUCAGACGUGGACAAGUCUCUGAUGGAGCUGGAGGUAAAGUUUAAAGAAAGUCAGGAAACAGAGUUGAAAGAUGAGCAGCAGCUGAACGGAUAUGUGAUGAAGCAAGUGAGUGACAUCCGGGGAGCUCUGAGGGAGACUACAGACAUCUCCGUGGGGCUGAAAGAUAAACACGAGCUGCUGUCUCUCGUCAUCCGCAGCCAUGGCACCAGACUGAGCCGCCUGAAGACAGAAUUUCUCAAUGUUGGCUCAUAGUGUGCUUAUUGAAAGCUUAGUGUGUGUGUUUGUGAGGGAAUGUGUGGGUGUUUGAGAAACAGACCCUCCAGUUCAACAAACAACUGGAAAGUUAUGUGUGGCUUAUGAAUAAUAUCUUGAAUAUCUCUGACCUUUGGUUACCCACUCCUUGAACAUGUGACAUUGAAGGAAGCUAUAACACAAACAUGAAGGUAUUCCUCUGAGUCAGGAGGGAAAUGUGAACAUCAAUCUGCAUGGAGCCCUCUGUGCCACCUCUCGGGAAGAGUUUUUUUUCUCCAGAAGAGUAUAAAGACUUCCAAGUGUCAGCAUCUAAAUCUAUAGCAAUUGUUUUGUCUGAAUGGUUUAAAUUAUGUUGUGUAUAUACAAUAAAAUUGAUACAAUUUAUGUUUAUUAUUCAUACAAUCUUAAUUUCCCCUUUUACUUUAAAAAAUGUUACUCAUACUUUACUUAUUUGUCCUGAGACACAAACUAUACUUUACUUUUUAAAACAAUCUCCACCUUUUGAAGUUUGAGGUUUACAUAAACAGUAAAAAAAAACAAAAACGUUUGAAAUCUGAACUUUUGAUUUGUCUGUCACAGGUGUAGUUGGCACUUAAAGUGGCAGACCCGACUGUCCCGUUGAGUGGACUUGGUUAACUGACUUCUAAAGUCUAUCAUUGCCUCCCAUUUCCAUCUGGAAGUUAUCUACUGGAAAAUAAAGUAUGUUUGUCCAAGGCG